UAAUGGCUCUCUCAAAUUUGAGAGAAGUGUAUCUCUUUGACAACAAUUUGUCUGCACAAAUUUCGGCAGACAUUGGCCAAUUGAGGAGCUUAUCUAUCUUGGAUUUUAGCGACAAUCAGCUUCACGGCACAAUUCCCGACGGAGUCUCCAAUCUCACCUAUUUGAAUACUCUGUUUUUGUUUAGCAAUCGGCUGACCGGAGAGAUACCUGCUGAGCUCGGCAAGCUACGGUGCUUGAGCUACUUGAAGCUGUUUGGCAACAAGCUCAAUGGAUGGUUGCCCCCGACUUUGGGUACAUUCUCCAAUAUCAUUCUUGUUGAUGUGGUGGGAAAUGAAUUGGAAGGCCCUCUGCCAAAGAAUCUGUGUCGGGGAGGAGCGCUAUAUAGCUUUCAUGGCACUUCAAAUAAUUUCAACGGUAGUCUGCCUUCGUCCUUCGAAUACUGUAAAUCUCUAGUGCUUCUCCACGUCGACAACAACCAGUUGAGCGGUGAGAUUCCUCCUGGGCUCUGGGGUGCUUCCAAUCUCAAGGAAUUGUCUCUCAGCAACAAUACGUUUGAAGGCCAGAUUUCAGCUGCAAUCGGUGAAGCGAGGAAUCUGAGUUCGUUGGAGAUAAGCAACAAUCGGUUCGAAGGAAGAAUGCCUGCACAACUUGGACAGCUGAUAAAUCUUCAAGUGUUUCAAGCCAGAAACAACCGUUUGUUAGGCCCAAUUCCCCACGAGCUCGGGGCCUUAAGUUUGGUCAGUACUCUCCAGCUGGACCAUAAUUUUCUGUCAGGAGAAAUUCCCGAGGAAAUAACAUUGCUAAAGAAACUCAGUCAGCUCAAUUUGGGUAACAAUCGACUUACAGGCGAAAUCCCUGCAGCUCUAAACGGCAUGAUGAACAGUCUUGAUCUCUCAAACAAUUUCCUUUCUGGCGGAAUUCCGCCCAAGCUAGGAAACCUGAAGCUGACUGUUUUCAAUGUCUCCAACAAUGACUUGUCUGGAUGCAUUCCUGACGCUCUCGACAUUCUGGCUUACAAGGAGGGUUUUCUAGGCAAUCCGAAGCUAUGCGGAGGUCAGAAUUUGAUGCUACCACCGUGUUCCUCUCCUCAUAAGUUGUCACCUCAGAGUUUAGCUACCAUUCUGGUACCGGUUUUGACCGUCACGUUGUGCUCCAUUUGUCUGUGUUGCUUGUUUUUCAGGAAGCGAAGCAGGACGCCAUCGUGGAAAUUAACUCAAUUCCACCAAAUAGAUGUGGACGAAUCAUACAUCUUCCACAACUUGAAGGAGGCUAAAGUGAUUGGAUCCGGAGGUGCUGGAAAAGUUUACAAGGUCUUUCUCCCCAAUGGGAAAGCAGUAGCCGUUAAGAAGAUCGGAAACAUGAGCAGAUCAACAGGAAGAUUCAAGAGAAUAGGUGAGCAAGAAGAUAAUAAAAUUGUGGAAGUGGAAGUGGAAGUGGAAGUAGAUACGUUGGGACUCAUCCGGCACACCAACAUCUUGAAGCUUCUCUGUUGCAUUUCAAGUGAAGAGUCCGAUUUCAAGCUGUUGGUAUACGAGUUCAUGCCCAACGGCAGCUUGUUCGACCAUCUGCAUGGUGGCCCAGGACCACAAAUGGCGCUGCCAUGGCCAAUGCGUUAUAAGAUCGCUCUUGGAGCAGCUCGUGGGCUGAGUUAUAUGCAUCAUGAUUGCUACCCUCCAAUAUUGCACAGGGAUGUGAAGUCUCGCAACAUCUUGCUGGACGAGGAUUCUAUGGCUAAGAUUGCAGAUUUUGGCGUAUCGAGGGUGCUUGAUAUGUUGGGCGAAGAGUAUACGGUGUCUAGUUAUGUAGGGUCGCACGGAUAUAUAGCCCCUGAAUAUGUGGAGAAGCUAAGGGUGAAUGAGAAAAGUGACGUAUAUAGCUUCGGGGUGGUAGUGUUAGAGCUGGUGAGCGGGAGGAAAGCCAAUGGUGAGGUGGAGCCCAGAGAGAGCGUGGACUUCGUGCGUUGGAUAUGGUCUAAAAUUUCGACAGAUGGAGGAGAGAUGGUAGUGGUAGAUGAGCGUGCUGUAGAGGAUAAUUGUGUGGAACAAAUGUUACGCGUCUUACGGGUGGGUUUGAUUUGCACGAACAGAGAGCCAAACCGUCGGCCUUGUAUGAGAAAAGUGGUGCAGAUGUUAGAGGAAUGCGGUAGGGAGACGUGAUAAAGUAGAAUCUUAACGUCUGGAAAGUGUUUCAAGUAAACAUUUUGAGAAAAUGUUCAGGAGAAAGAGCCUUCUAGUGGAGUAUUUUAAUUUUGCAUGUAGAUAUUUAUAAACAUUUUCACUUUUGUACAAGCUGUUUAUUUGUCCUGUUUUCUAUUUCAAAAAUUUGAU
Molecule: messenger RNA, 2327 nt
Organism: Cryptomeria japonica (Japanese cedar)
Lineage: Eukaryota; Viridiplantae; Streptophyta; Pinopsida; Cupressales; Cupressaceae
Product: receptor-like protein kinase HSL1
Exons: 2
Coding region: 3-2156 (717 amino acids)
Biological process (GO): protein phosphorylation
Molecular function (GO): receptor serine/threonine kinase binding; ATP binding; protein kinase activity
Source: RefSeq, a predicted model, not a curated record